CGGGGAAAGGCCGCUUCCGGCCUUUCCGGCGCGCAGCCCUGCACUAUGGCGGCGCGGCAACCCCUGCGGGUGCUGUGCUUGGCGGGCUUCCGGCAGAGCGAGCGGGGCUUCCGCGAGAAGACGGGGGCGCUAAGGAAGGCCCUGCGGGGCCGCGCCGAGCUCGUGUGCCUCAGCGGCCCGCACCCGGUCGUGGACUCUGCGGGGGCCGGGCCGGAGUCCGGGUCCUGCCCUCCGGAGGAGCAGCCUCGAGGAUGGUGGUUUUCAGAACCUGAGGCAGACGUAUUCUCCGCACUGGAAGAGCCCACAGUGUGCAGAGGUCUGGAAGAAGCCCUGGCGACGGUGGCACAGGCACUGAACAAGCAGGGACCUUUCGAUGGGCUCCUUGGUUUCAGCCAGGGAGCUGCGCUAGCAGCCCUUGUGUGUGCCCUUGGCCAAGCAGAUGAUCCCCGCUUCCCUUUGCCAAGGUUUAUCAUCUUGGUAUCUGGUUUCUGUCCUCGGGGCCUUGGUCUCCAGGAAUCCAUCCUGCAGGGUCCCUUGUCAAUGCCUUCACUCCAUGUUUUUGGGGACACUGACCGUGUCAUCCCCUCUCAGGAGAGUAUGCAACUGGCUAGCCGAUUCACUGGAUCCAUCACUCUCACCCACUCUGGUGGCCACUUCAUUCCAGCAGCUGCACCCCAGCGCCAGGCCUACCUCAAGUUCUUGGACCAGUUUGCAGAGUGAAAGAUCAGCAAAUGCCUGGGCCUCCAUAUCCCCCUCCGCACCCCCAGUGGGGACACUGACUUUGGGGCAGCCUCUGUGAUCCUUGCCCCUUGUUCCUACCCUGGGAGCUCCACUGCUGUUAGUGCUCUUCAGGGUCACCAGUUCUUAAAACUCAGAUUACUCAAGAGAAUGGGGAGCAGGACGCCUUAGUGGACUUUGACCAUCACAUCUGGUACCCAAACAUGGAAAAGGUUAGUGGAGCCCUAAAUGAGUGGAGGGUUUACAUGGGAAAAGCAGAGGCUGGCACCACUGUGACUGCCACACAAUAAAAUGGUAAUUUGAAUUGUGA
This is a messenger RNA of Miniopterus natalensis, 1048 nucleotides long. It is a transcript of the gene OVCA2, whose product is annotated as OVCA2 serine hydrolase domain containing. Lineage: Eukaryota; Metazoa; Chordata; Mammalia; Chiroptera; Miniopteridae. Gene Ontology annotation, molecular function: hydrolase activity. The record is from RefSeq and is a predicted model, not a curated record. Gene Ontology annotation, cellular component: nucleus; cytoplasm. Gene Ontology annotation, biological process: response to retinoic acid.